This is a messenger RNA of Ictidomys tridecemlineatus (thirteen-lined ground squirrel), 1542 nucleotides long. The record is from RefSeq and is a predicted model, not a curated record. NCBI's taxonomy places the organism in Eukaryota, Metazoa, Chordata, Mammalia, Rodentia, Sciuridae.
CUUGGUGAGUUACAGUAACAAUAAAUUUUGAAACUCUUCAAAGACCAGAGCAGAUAAUGUAAGGAACAGAGAGAGGGUCUGAAUUUGAUACUGUGUCAUGCUGAUUUUCUUUUUCUUUUGCUCAGCAAAUCUUUGAGUGAUGAGGAAAACUUGAAACUUUUUGGGAAAUGCAAUAAUCCGAAUGGCCAUGGGCACAAUUAUAAAGUUGAGGUGACAGUAUAUGGAGAGAUCGAUCCUGUUACAGGAAUGGUUAUGAAUUUGACUGACCUCAAAAAAUAUAUGGAGGAGGCGAUCAUGAAGCCCCUUGAUCACAAGAAUCUGGAUCUAGAUGUACCAUAUUUUGCAGAUGUUGUAAGCACGACAGAAAAUGUAGCUGUAUAUAUCUGGGAAAACCUCCAGAAAUUUCUUCCUGUGGGAGUUCUUUAUAAAGUAAAAGUGCAUGAAACUGACAAUAAUAUUGUAGUCUAUAAAGGAGAAUAGUUCUUAGGGAUUAACACUGUAGAAAGACUAAUUUCCUUCCACAUUUAAAAAAGAUCUUUAUCUUCUUGGAAUAUUAAGCAGUCACCACAUAAUUGUUGUACUACAUUGUGUUCUGAAGUGCCUGAUUUAUUGAAAUCAUUAUAAGACCUGUUAUGAAUUUAAAUCUAUUUUAAAAUAAAGCUUGUAAUGUAUCCUGAAUAUCAUUUAGAGAGUCCUUUAUCUAUAGAUUAAAAGUCACUUUAUUUUCAGCAAAAUGUUUUGGUGUGUUAAUAUUUGAAAGAAAAAUCUAUUUUUCUUGUAUUCUCUUAUCUCAUUUUUAGCAUUCAUUUUUCUUAAUAUAAAUGGUAGAAAUGCUUAUGCAAUUUAAAGUAGAUGAAUUUUAUAAAAAAAUAAAAUUAAGCACUGGGAGGCUGAGGCAGGAAGAUUACAAGUUCAAUGCUAGCCUAGGCAAUUUAGUGAUACUCUGUCAGAAUAAAAUAAAAAGGGUUGGGGAUGUAGCUCAGUGGUAGAGCACGUGUUUAGCAUGCGCCAGGCCCUGGGUUCAAUCCCCAGUGUAGCAAAAAAGAAAUAAAAAAUAAAGAAAUAAAAAUUCAGAUGACUACAAAAUCUGGAGACACUAUAUAUAAUUUGAACUCCCUUGGUUACUAUUUUUUGGUAUGCUAAAGGCACAAAUUUAUUCAGUGAAAGUUAGACCCACAAAUUAUCUAAGGUGGUACAUUGCGAAUGCAUAUACAAAGAUGGACGGAAAUGCUGCUUUUAUGGACAUUAGACAUUGCAGCUUUACACGGGUAUUGAACUAUGAAUUGCUAGUGAGGAACAACAAUUGAACAUACUAUACAGUAUAAGUAUACUAUUAUAUGUAUUUGUCUAGAAUACCAGACGUUAUAGCCACCUGAAUAAUUUAAACUUGGAAGACUGCAGAAUAAUGAUGUAUUUUAAACCAUGUUAACCUAGCCAACAUAAAAAGGAUGUGGUACUCUGUGAAGUAUUUCCUGUAUGCACUUUUUCCUGACUGAUCCCAUUUUAUUCUGAUCAUUAAACUUACCUGUAUAAGUUGAAGUA